UUACCCAGCUGCUUUGCGUCCUCCCCGGGGGCGUCCGUGCGGGAGCUGAGCAAGCAUGGGGAAGGUGAAUGUGGCCAAGCUGCGGUACAUGAGCCGCGAUGACUUCAGGGUCCUGACCGCGGUUGAAAUGGGUAUGAAGAACCAUGAAAUUGUUCCCUGCAGUUUGAUUGCUUCUAUAGCCAGCCUGAAACAUGGUGGCUGUAAUAAAGUUUUAAGAGAAUUGGUGAAGCAUAAACUUAUAGCUUGGGAACGUACUAAAACUGUCCAGGGCUAUCGGUUGACAAAUGCUGGGUAUGAUUACUUAGCUUUGAAAACACUGUCUUCUAGACAGGUAAUUGAGUCUGUUGGAAACCAGAUGGGUGUUGGCAAAGAGUCAGAUAUUUACAUUGUUGCAAAUGAAGAAGGGCAGCAGUUUGCACUGAAGCUUCACAGACUUGGAAGAACCUCCUUUCGAAAUCUGAAAAACAAGCGUGAUUACCAUAAGCACAGGCAUAAUGUAUCUUGGCUUUAUUUAUCUCGUCUCUCUGCCAUGAAGGAAUUUGCCUAUAUGAAGGCAUUAUAUGAGAGGAAAUUUCCAGUUCCAAAGCCGGUUGAUUACAAUCGCCAUGCAGUGAUUAUGGAGCUUAUCAAUGGUUAUCCCCUGUGUCAGAUACAUCAUGUUGAAGACCCUGCAUCUGUGUAUGAUGAAGCUAUGGAACUAAUAGUCAAGCUGGGAAAUCAUGGACUGAUUCAUGGAGAUUUCAAUGAAUUCAAUCUCAUGUUGGAUAAAGAUGACCACAUCACCAUGAUUGAUUUUCCACAGAUGGUUUCCACUUCCCACCCGAAUGCUGAAUGGUAUUUUGACAGAGAUGUUAAAUGCAUUAGAGAGUUCUUCAUGAAACGUUUUGGCUAUGAAAGUGAGCUCUACCCAACCUUUAGUGACAUCAGGAGGGAGGAUUCUCUUGAUGUUGAGGUCUCUGCCAGUGGUUACACAAAGGAAAUGCAAGCAGAUGAUGAACUGCUACAUCCUGUAGGUCCAGAUGAUAAAGUUACUGAAACAGAAGAGGAAUCUGACUUCUCCUCUUCUGAUGAGGAGAUGUUCGAAAAAGCCAAAGUCUGGAGGUCAGAAAUGGAGAAUGAACAGAACCCAGUAGAUGAAUCAGAUGGUUCCUGUUGUGUAUCUGCAGACAACAACCAAGUAAAGGAAGUCUGUUUACCAGAGGAGAGUGCUGAUGUGCCCAGUUUUGAAAUGACUGACUUAAAUGAAGCCUUAGACGAAAUGAAAAGGCAGGUUCUUACACAUAGGUCUGUCACUGGGUUUUCUGAGGAGAGCAAUGGAACUGAAAGUGAUAUCAGACAUGAUGGCCAGUCAGGUCAGUGGAGAAGCCCUACCGACUGUGAAGAGUGUGAGGAUGAAUGCCCCCACCUGAUUGCCUUGUCGUCAUUGAACAAGGAGUUCAGGCCUUUCAGAGAUGAAGACAGUAUGAGGAGUGUUACUCAGCACAGAACAAGAACCUUGAGUAUUGCAUCUACAGGCAGUAUCCUAAGCUGUUCAACAAUUCCUCCAGAACUUGUGAAGCAGAAGGUGAAACGUCAGCUGACAAGGCAGCAGAGGUCAGCUGCCAGACGCCGGCUGCAGAAAGGAGAAGCCAACGUGUUUACCAAGCAGCGGAGGGAAAACAUGCAGAAUAUUAAAUCGAGUUUGGAAGCAGCCAGCUUUUGGGGAGAUUAAUAUGUUUCUGAAUUUUUUUUUUUUUUUUUUUUUUAAACACUGUAAUUCUACUUUGAGCCAGGAUGUUGCUCCUUUUUGGAUCAAAGUCAGUAUUUAUAGAAAUAAAUCCCUCUUAGACUAUAAAUUUGACUCAUGAGUAAUUAAUAGUAAUUCCGCUAAGCAUUCUGGUUUUUUUUUGUUUUUUUUUUUUAAGUUCUUCAGAUAACUAAAGUCUAAAAUAACAUGGGUUUGAAAGUUUGAAUAAAAAAACUUUAUUAGCAAUAUCUGCAAACUGUUGGAAUCAUUUCUAUUUUAUGGCUUCAGGUCCUGGCUAUACGUGUAAUUAAUAGACCAAGCUGUAGUACUGUCUUCCUCUCUUCAGUUGAUCAUGUUGGGUUUUGCUGUAUCAGUGCAUUGGUUUUAGAAUUCUGUGAGACAGCACACACUUGGCCACUGGAGUGAACUGAGUGCCUUCUGUUUAGUCAGGGUAAGUCAGCAGUGGGUGAUUAGUCAGACUUCAGCCUGUUUGAUGCUGUCUCCAUUGCCUGUGUGUGGUCAUAGGUUAGGAAACUUGACGUGGUCCUACCAGGAUUUUUAUAUUUGGCAGCCCUUCCCCAGGUUUGAGCAGAGAGUAAGAGGGAAUGAAGACUGAAAGGUUCUUUCCCAUUUCCUUGUAUGCAUGGCUCCAGAAUGUGUUCCUACCUCAGUAUUAACAAGUGUUUAAUACAGGAAAGAAAAUAACAAACAUUCCUCAGGCGUGUUCUAAUUCAGUGAUAGUGACUGACAUCCCUGAGCAGACCUAUAGGAGAUGCUCUUCGCAAGAAAUGACCACCAGAUGGCAGUGUCUGCCAACAAUGGCCGACAGGACGGCUGGUCUGAGAAACAAAAAUACUGCUUUUCUGUAAAAACAUAGAUUCUCUUUUGCUUAAGUGAAAUUAACUCUUUUGGCCAUUCACAGCUGGUCCUUAUCUAAAUUCAUUUAACUAUGUGGCUGUAAGAAUAUAUCAGGUACACUUUCUUUGAAAAUUAUACUGACUGGGAAUGUGGCAGCCCUGCUUCAGUUGUUUCUUUAAGCUGAGGUACUUAUUUUUAUAUUCUGCCAAAGGUAUUUUUGUAACAUAAUGUUGAAGACAGUUUACUAAGACCACAGAAUGUUUAUUUUGUAAUACAUUUUCUUAUAUCCAAAGUGUUGAAAGCAAAUUGGGAAUAAAAGUGUAUGACUUCA
Molecule: messenger RNA, 2915 nt
Organism: Psammomys obesus (fat sand rat)
Lineage: Eukaryota; Metazoa; Chordata; Mammalia; Rodentia; Muridae
Gene: Riok2
Product: RIO kinase 2
Exons: 10
Coding region: 56-1711 (551 amino acids)
Biological process (GO): protein phosphorylation; maturation of SSU-rRNA
Cellular component (GO): nucleus; cytosol; preribosome, small subunit precursor
Molecular function (GO): protein serine/threonine kinase activity; ATP binding
Source: RefSeq, a predicted model, not a curated record